AGCCUCUCAAAGCCAGCAUUGACUCUAGAUGACCUCAUAGGAAAGGUGGAGAAGCCGGGCUUUGCCAUAUAAACAUGGCCCCUUCCCUGCUGUAACAGCCCUGAGCAGCCUCUGCCUCACAGCCACCUCCACCAUGAAGGCCAUCGGGGCUCUCCUCCUGCUCUGCAUGGUGACCUACUUCUGCAGCAGCUCAGAAGCUGCUAGUCUGCCUUUAAAGACUGUGGACUGCGACAUUUACAAGAAGUACCCAGUGGUGGCCAUCCCCUGCCCCAUCACCUACACGCCUGUCUGUGGUUCUGACUACAUCACCUAUGGGAACGAAUGCCUGUUGUGUACUGAGAUCUUGAAAACGUAUGGAAGGGUUCGCUUUCUUCAUGAAGGAAAAUGUUAACUCCUCCAUAGAUGUGGGUGUGGGGCGAUGACAUCCUCAGCGUCAUCUUCAUCGUCCUUGGACUCUGACGACCUUCUCCUUCAGCAUGGCAGAGAUUCAGGGGUGGGGGCAGGGGUGCAGUCAUCUGUGGGGGGACAGAGUGGAGAAAGUUGUUGUGUUUUCCUUCAAACUCGCACCUCCCUGACCGACUGGCUUCUCUUUGCAUCUCAUUAAAAGACCCCAGAGUGUUUAUCUUUA
Messenger RNA from Phyllostomus discolor (pale spear-nosed bat), 628 nucleotides. It is a transcript of the gene SPINK7, whose product is annotated as serine peptidase inhibitor Kazal type 7. The record is from RefSeq and is a predicted model, not a curated record. Gene Ontology annotation, molecular function: protein binding. Lineage: Eukaryota; Metazoa; Chordata; Mammalia; Chiroptera; Phyllostomidae. The transcript is spliced from 4 exons. Bases 134 to 391 code for a protein of 85 amino acids.